Molecule: messenger RNA, 2794 nt
Organism: Brassicogethes aeneus
Lineage: Eukaryota; Metazoa; Arthropoda; Insecta; Coleoptera; Nitidulidae
Source: the annotation of a GenBank genome assembly
GCUAAUUCGCCCACCAUACCAACGUUGCCAAAUGUACCCAAAUUAAGAUUUGUCAUCAAUUAAGCAAAGUGAGGUUAGACAUUAAAUUCUGUUUAUAACCUAUAGUUUUCUAUGGUUUUGUUCAGAGACAAGGUUUUGUUGGUUUUUGCUGGUUUUGUUGAUUUGUUUCGUAAGUAAUCGUGAGUCGUGAACUUCUUUAAAAAGAGUUGGAAUAUUCCAAUAAUACAAAAAUGUCAGUUAUGUGCUUUAUAUGUAAAAAAAUCUUUGCAAACCAGUCUUCCCACAAUAGACAUGUGAGAGAAGUUCACAAAAUUUAUCCAAAACCGUCGUCCUAUGGAGAAGGUAGCAGAUGGUGCAAUUGUUGUUUGGAAGAAAAUUGUGGUAAUACUUUUAAAAAUAGGAAACAGUUAAUUUGCCAUCUAGAAGAAAAUCAUUCCAUACAGUUUGAAAAAUAUUAUUCUGUCAAGGCUAGUGUGAAUGAAUUUAAAAAUUGGAAAAAUGAUAUAGAAAAAGUAAAUGACUGUUAUUAUGUUCUAAAAAGUAAGGCAGCAAGCACUAUUGGGGAAGUUUUAUACUACAACUGUAACAGGAGUAAAACAAGUUAUAGUACAAAAGAUGAAGCACAGAUGAAGCGACUGCAAAAAUGUCAAGGUUCAUGUAAAAUGACCCACUCAUGCACCAGUUCUAUUAAAGUAACAAGUGAAAACGGAAAAUAUCACAUUGAAUGGCAGAAAACGCAUUAUGGUCAUGAUUUUGAACAAAAACACAUAAGACUGCCAAAGCCUGAAAGACACUGUAUUGCAUCCAAACUUAUUUCUGGAGUUACUACACAAAGAAUUUUGGAAAGUACACGAGAUAAAAUUGGAGAUCCUCUGAAGCGCAUAGACCUCUUAACAGCCAAAGAUAUCAGAAAUAUUAAAAGUAGUUUUAAUAUUGAGUCAAGAGAUGGGAAAAAACAUCCUAAUGAUGCAUUUUCUGUCGAUCUUUGGGUCCAAGAGUGCAUGUCUGGAGAAGAAAAUCCAAUUCUGUUAUACAAACCACAGGGUCAGGAUCACAGUUUAUUAGCAAAUAAUGAUUUCUGUAUAAUUCUAAUGAAUAAAUUCCAAAGGCAAAUGAUCCAAAGCUUUCCCAAUAUCAUAGCUGUAGAUAGUACCCAUGGGCUUAAUGGAUAUGAUUUUGAAAUGACAUCAAUCAUGGUGAUUGAUGAAUUUCACCAUGGGUUCCCAAUAGCUGAAAUGUUUUCAAAUCGGAAAGACAUCGUCAUUCAGAACAUUUUUUUUACCUCAGUUAGAGAAUCAGCAGGUAUAUAUAUAUACAUAUAUAUAUAUUUAAACGUAGUGUUUCACGGAUGGAGAAAUGUGAAGAAGUAUUGAUCUGGGAAUAGACCCGUUCGUUUGUUAAAUUCCGAUUGGAAUCUUGCAGACGUUUUACCAAGGUCUCAUUUGGCAUUAUAAAUGCCUUGGGUUUGUUGUCUUGUGGUAAACUGUUUUAAUCAAAAUUUAACAAAUGAACGGAUGUAUUCCCGGAUCAAUAGAUCUUCAUAUAUAUUUAUAUAUUUAAACUGGUUUCAGGAACUGUCAACUGCAAAAUAUUCAUGUCAGACAUGGAAGAAACAUUUUUUAAUGCAUGGCUUAACACAAUGGGAGGAAAUGCAGAACAUUUGUUUUGCUCAUGGCAUGUAGAUCGAGCGUGGCAGUCCAACUUGACAAAAAUAAAUAAUAAGGAGAAACGUGCAGAUACAUAUAAAAUUUUGAAAACCUUGCAGCAACAUACGUCUGAAGAUGUUUUCUUUACAUCACUACAAAAUGCAAUAAGCUAUUUGCUAAGUGACACUGAAACUAAACGCUUUGGAGAGUACUUCAAAAAUACAUACAGCCACAAUAUUAAAAAAUGGGCCUACUGUUUUAGACAAAAUUCCUCAAUAAAUACUAAUAUGCAUUUGGAAUCAAUGCAUAAAACAAUUAAGUACUUCUAUCUAGAGAGAAAAACUGUGAAACGCUUAGAUAGAGGACUUCAUGCAGUGAUUAAAUAUGUAAGAGAUAAAAGUGUUGAAAGAAUAAUACGGCUAACAAAAGGUGAGCAUACGAAAAGGACAUGACAAUUCACACAACAUCAUAAACAAGCAGUACAGAAGUCCCUUAGUUAUAAUGUUAUAAACAAUGGUUCUACAUGGAUAAUUCAGAAGAAUGAAAAUAAGUCAUAUAUUGUUAAUCAGUUAUUAGAUGAAAAAUGCUGUAGAGAAAUUUGUGUAUUGUGUAACAUAUGUAGGCACAUGUACUCAUGUGACUGUCCAUUUUACAAAGAGAGGAAAAUUAUUUGUAAACACAUACAUAUAUUGGUAUUAAAAGCAAACAUUUGUGGUCACUUGGUUAGCCCUAAAAGUUUUACUGAAAGCAUGUCAGUGUCUGAAAGCUUAGCCGCUAUAUCAAGGGAAAAUUUUAACAAAGAGAAGAAUAUUGAAAAAAUAAAAAAUAUACUCGCAGUUUUAGAUAACUGUAAUUAUGAGAAACUUGAUGACUCAGUAAUUAGUCAAAUACAUCAAAAUUUGUUAGUUGUCAACAAUUUAACUACCUGCCCUAGCCUACUCACCAAUGACAAUAAAUUUGAAUGUCAAAAAAACACAAACAAAAGGAUUAUCAACCCUCAACUAAGAUUUGUUUCUACAAGACAGCAACGUGUUUCCACCAAUACUAGUUUGAAAAGGGCUACUGUAAAUGAAGUAAAAGAGUUACAAGAGAAUUUGAGGCAUGCUCCAGGAGAACCUUUUAUUGUGCACAGUACAUCCGCGCUAAAU